Molecule: messenger RNA, 2650 nt
Organism: Drosophila arizonae
Lineage: Eukaryota; Metazoa; Arthropoda; Insecta; Diptera; Drosophilidae
Product: eukaryotic translation elongation factor 2-like
Biological process (GO): translational elongation
Cellular component (GO): ribonucleoprotein complex; cytosol
Molecular function (GO): ribosome binding; GTP binding; GTPase activity
Source: RefSeq, a predicted model, not a curated record
AUGGUGAAGUUGUCCGUGGACGAAAUACACGGCCUAAUGCAGAAGAAGCGUAAUAUACGUAACAUAUCUGUUAUAGCGCAUGUGGACCAUGGUAAAUCGACGCUGACUGAUUCGCUGGUCUCAAAGGCGGGUAUUAUAGCGGGCGCCAGGGCUGGUGCCAUGCGAUUCACGGAUACCCGCAAAGACGAGCAAGAGCGUUGUAUUACGAUCAAGUCAACUGCCAUUACCAUGUACUUUGAGUUAAUGAAUGAGGACUUGCGCUUCAUCACGAAUACGGAUCAGCGGGAAGAUGACACGAAUGGUUUUCUCAUCAAUCUGAUCGAUUCACCUGGUCAUGUGGACUUCUCCUCAGAAGUAACUGCAGCACUUCGAGUCACCGACGGCGCCCUAGUUGUUGUGGAUUGUAUUUCUGGAGUUUGUGUGCAGACAGAGACAGUGCUAAGGCAAGCGAUUGCUGAGCGAAUUAGACCCAUUCUCUUCCUCAAUAAAAUGGAUCGAGCUUUGCUCGARCUUCAAUUGAACUCUGAAGAGCUGUACCAAACAUUCCAGCGCAUUGUGGAGAACGUCAAUCUUAUCAUAGCCACCUACAAUGAUGAUAGCGGUCCCAUGGGUGAUAUCUUUCUUGACCCUUCGAAGGGCUCCGUCGGAUUCGGUUCAGGUCUACACGGCUGGGCAUUCACUUUGAAGCAAUUUGCCGAGAUGUAUGCUGAUAAGUUCAGGAUCGAUGUGGAUAAGUUGAUGAAGCGAUUUUGGGGCGACAAUUUCUUCAAUGUAAAAACGAGAAAAUGGCAAAAGCAAGAAGAUUCGGAUGCCAAACGAUCAUUUUGCCUUUACAUUCUCGACCCCAUUUAUAAAGUAUUUGAUGCCAUAAUGAACUACAAAACAGAACAAAUUUCGGGAUUAUUAGAGAAGAUAGGUGUUAAACUGCAGCCGGACGAGCAAGAACAACAGGGGAAGGUGUUACUUAAGACGGUGAUGCGCAAUUGGUUGCCAGCAGGCGAAACUCUCCUCCAGAUGAUCGCCAUCCAUCUCCCCUCACCGGUUGUAGCCCAAAGGUAUCGCAUGGAACUGUUGUACGACGGUCCUCACAGUGAUGAAGCGGCGGUUGCCAUUAGAAAUUGCGAUGCAGAAGGUCCAUUAAUGAUGUACGUCUCCAAAAUGGUACCUACCUCAGACAUAGGACGUUUCUAUGCAUUUGGCAGAGUGUUCGCUGGCAAGGUGGUUACCGGACAGAAGUGCCGCAUCAUGGGGCCUAACUACGUUCCCGGCAAGAAAGAGGAUCUGUACGAAAAGUCAAUUCAACGUACGGUCUUGAUGAUGGGGCGUGCAGUGGAGGCCAUUGAAAACGUGCCAGCAGGAAAUAUUUGCGGAUUGGUUGGUGUAGAUCAAUUCCUAAUUAAAACAGGCACAAUCACAACCUUCAAAGAGGCAUACAACAUGAAGGCAAGUCAAGUCUGUCUUUCUCAAAACAAUAAUUCUCUUUUAAAAUUUAUAUUUAUUCCUCUGAAGGUAAUGAAGUUCUCCGUAUCGCCCGUUGUGCGUGUAGCCGUUGAGCCCAAAAACCCAGCUGAUUUGCCCAAGCUUGUAAUUGGUCUGAAGCGUCUGGCCAAAUCCGAUCCCAUGGUGCAGUGCAUAAUUGAGGAGUCCGGCGAGCAUAUUAUUGCAGGCGCUGGUGAAUUGCAUUUGGAGAUUUGCGUUAAAGAUCUGGAGGAAGAUCAUGCCUGUAUUCCACUCAAAACGUCAGAUCCUCUAGUUUCAUAUCGUGAAACUGUCCUUGAGCAAUCUAACCAAAUGUGCCUGUCCAAGUCUCGUAACAAGCACAAUCGUUUGACUAUGAGAUCCGAACCGAUGCCCGACGGCUUGGCCGAGGACAUUGACAAUGGCGUUGUCUCAGCCAGAGAGGAGUUCAAGAAGCGGGCACGUCUUCUCAGUGAGAAGUAUGGCUAUGAAGUGAGUGAAGCGCGCAAAAUCUGGAGCUUUGGUCCCGAUUGCACUGGCGCCAACAUCAUUGUGGAUUCUACCAAAUCGGUUCAGUAUCUGAACGAGAUCAAGGACUCGAUUAUCGCCGGUUUUCAGUGGGCAACCAAGGAGGGUGUAUUGGCUGAAGAAAACAUGCGGGGUGUACGCUUUGAUAUACACGACGUGGUUGUCCAUGCUGAUGCAGUGCAUCGAAGUGGUAGCCAAAUCAUCCCAACAACGAGACGUUGCAUUUACGCCUCAGCAAUCACAGCGAGUCCACGUCUACUGGAACCAGUGUAUCUGUGUGAAAUCCAAUGUCACAAUUUGGCUGUUGGUGGCAUACACAAAGUACUCAGCCGACGUCGUGGUCAUGUCUUUGAGGAGUCUCCAGUGCCUGGAACACCCAUGUAUGUGGUUAAAUGCUUUUUGCCGGUCAACGAAUCCUUCGGUUUCACUGCCGAGUUACGUACCAACACACGGGGACAGGCCUUUCCUCAAUGUGUCUUCGAUCAUUGGCAGUUGUUGCCGGGAGAUCCAUCCGAGCCCACCUCUAAGCCUUAUGAAAUUAUUCAGGCGACGCGUGCACGCAAGGCUCUUAAACCCGGUUUACCAGACCUUACACAAUAUUUGGACAAAUUGUAACGUAGGGCGAAAUCGAGUUUAACAAUUUUAUUAACAAUGACAGUUUUCU